UCGCCGUUCGCCAUUCCUGCGGGACGGUUACAAUAAUUCGCACGCCGUCGUAACUCGUCAGCCGCGUCCGCGUCGUCGUCGUCGUAUUAUAAAUAUAUUAUAUAUGAAUACUAUUAUAAUAUAGUAUUAUUGCGUGACAUCUGACAGCGAACAUAAAAUAUUGUAUUAACACUGUAUUUAAUAGUACAUCAUUGUAUUAUUAUUACGUCGAAAUAACGAAAACGUAUUCAGAAAACAAUUUUUGGAAAAACAAAAAAAUUUUCCGACAACAGCUGUAGAACAGUCGAAAACCGUUAUCGGUCUCGUUUGAACUUUAUUUUCCUUUCCCGAACCCGUUACAAGAGAGUGCGCGUUCAAAACCACGAGAUAUUUUCACACAAACUGCAAUGAACUUCGAUCCGAAAUAGUAUAUUAUAAUCGGUUUUAUCGCAAUAGUAUGGAUGACUUGGUCAAUAACCCGGAGUAUUUACUUAAACACUGAUGAAAAUUGUAUCCACGCUAUUGAGGACGAACAAUUUAACGAGACACAUUAGCGUACCGUCCGUACACGAAAUGUUCAACAACACGACGGCGCGUAAUGUCAGCAGUUUAUGGACGAAAAAUGCGGCCGGGAUGGAACAGGCGGCGGUGAUCGAUGAGCUGAUCGCCGAGUUUUCGCUGUCGCAAAUGAAAUUCACCGAGACCAGAAGUAUCAUGUUGAUCGGCCUUUACGUGCCUUUGUUCCUGAUCGCGGCCAUAGCGAAUUCCGUGGUGAUCGUCGUGGUUAUCAAAUAUCACUACAUGCGGAGUGUCACCAAUUACUUUUUGGUGAACUUGUCCAUCGCCGAUCUUCUAGUGACAUUCAUAUGUAUGCCAAUGGCCGUUGGACAAUCGGUGACUGGCUUAUGGCUAUACGGCGAGACUAUGUGCAAAUUAACAUCGUAUUUACAAGGCGUUUCAGUUGGUGCAAGCGUUUUUACUAUAGCUGCAAUGAGUAUCGACAGAUAUUUAGCAAUCGAACAUUCGAUGUCAUUCAGAAAGGUACUCAAUCGAAAAUCAACCAUCUAUGUCAUACUUGCGUUAUGGCUUGUGUCCAUGACUAUAUUCGGGCCAGUUUUAUGGGUCCGUCAAACAGAAUCUGUGGAAUUAGGAGAUGAUCCAAUAUUAAUUGAUGCAGUCCAUAGAUACGGUUUGGCAUGGUGUAUAGAAGACUGGGGAAAUGCACAUGCAAAAUCUACGUUAUCUAAACACGUCUAUGGUAUUCUAUGUUUUGUUCUGGUGUAUGCUACACCUGGAUUUUUAGUGACUGGAGCUUACACAUUGAUGGGUCGAAGACUAUGGGCAGUACGACCGCCCUUUGAUGACCAACAGGGCAUGAUAAGUGUUCAACAGGUCAGAAUGGUACGGGAGAGACGUAGAGUAGCAAGAAUACUCUUUGUCUUAGCAGUAAUAUUUGCACUCUGUUGGCUGCCAUACAACCUACUAACACUUUUUUUAGAUUUAGACAUCACGCUUGAUAAAUUUGGUCUAGAUCAGGAGUAUUUAAUGAAGUGGUAUCCUUUUACACUACUAUUGGGCCAUGCUAAUUCAGCAAUCAACCCAUUGUUAUAUUGUUUUAUGACAAGAAAUUUUCGAAGAACAAUUAAAGGUUUCGUAUGUAAUACUGGAAUCGCUAAACCGAGAAGAAGAAAUCGAUGCAAAGUUUCAGAAGGGGUUGACCGAGAAAAGCACAACCAGUGGAUACGGCUCGUUCCGCAACCCACGUCGGCUGUGUUUCACCCUGGCCCAACUACGCCAAAACAAUACAGUCCAAACACGAACUGCAACGAUAUCAAACCUUGCUGUUCUGUAAAUGAAAAUGAGUUAAUUUUGUAAUAUUACGUAUAUAUAUUAUAUUAAUUUUUAUAUUAUUUAAUUAAUGUAUUAUAAUGUAUAAAGCUUAAAGUAUAUGUCCAUAUUCGAACAAAAACUUCUCGUAUAUAAUAAU
Molecule: messenger RNA, 1966 nt
Organism: Aphis gossypii (cotton aphid)
Lineage: Eukaryota; Metazoa; Arthropoda; Insecta; Hemiptera; Aphididae
Product: gastrin/cholecystokinin type B receptor-like
Exons: 10
Coding region: 481-1854 (457 amino acids)
Biological process (GO): G protein-coupled receptor signaling pathway
Cellular component (GO): membrane
Molecular function (GO): neuropeptide Y receptor activity; peptide binding
Source: RefSeq, a predicted model, not a curated record